UUAGUUUCAAGCUUAGUUUUAUGAAUUCAAAAGGAGAUAGAAAAGUGAGGUGGUGCAAAGGCAGAAUCAUAUUUAUUUUCGAAUCGUCUUUCAAAGACCUUAGCGUAACAAAAUGGGGGUUGAAAAACCCGGUGAUGUAUGUAUGGAAGACAGUGUUAAGAAGAUGAGCAGGAUGGAUAAACCAGAUCCUCGGCUGCAAAUUAGAAAGCUUCCAUUCAGAAUUCUUCGUGAACUUUCACAACUGUUGGACAUCGAGGGAGACAAAGACUGGAAAGCUCUUGCAGCAGCACUGCCUGAUGGCAUGUUCUCAGGACCUCAGAUUAAAAGGCUAGAAGGUGUUUCAAAGGCUAGUAAAAGCCCUUCAACUGAGCUUUUGACAGAACUGGGUUACCAGCUCCUCACUGUGAAACAGCUAAUUGGCUACUUGACCAUCAUCAACCAUCAAGAGGCCCUGCUUCUUCUAAAGCAAAAUGAGGCAGUUAAAAUAACAAGACAGCCAACAUCUGUUUCUGAACAUGAAGGUGGAAGCAUUCGACUCAGAUGCAAUGCAAAGGGCUUUCCACUCCCAACUUACCAGUGGAUAAAGCUUGAUGAAGGUGAACUGGAUACUGGCAUUGACAAGGAAUUGAUUCUUGAAAAUGUUACUCCUGAAGAUAGUGGGAAAUACGUAUGCAGAGUGGCCAAUGAUGUAAAUGCAGUCAACUCAGACAUUGCCACUGUUCGAAUCAUCCCCAAAGAGGUGGAACCAAGAAGGGAACCAGAACGGUGGAUAGGAAACUGUGGAUUUGAUGGUUUGGUUUUGAACGAUACGCGGAACGAUGCACUCAAGCCGAUGGAUGUUUUCCCAGGCCAGCAUUUUGUUUUGUCUUGUGGCGUCGACAGUUUACCAGGCUUGGCCUAUUACUGGAUGAAAAACGGUCAGGAAAUGCCGGGAGAGAACGGGUGCAGGUUGAUAUUUGACCCAUUUAAACCGGAAGAUGUAGGCUUCUACUCAUGUAGAGUUGUUGGUCCCGAGGGCCACAUGCUUACGAAACUGAUGCAGUUGAGAGUUGGCGAUUUGUCGUGUACUGACAGGCAGUUUGCUAGCGGCAAAGUUGCCUUGAUCAUUGGAAAUCAAGCUUAUAGGAACAAGAAGUCUUCGCAAAUGGACCUUGUCCACCCGGCAGAUGAUGCCAAGGCACUUGCUGCUGUCCUCAGGGAAAUGGGUUACCGUGUUCUUUGUAUGGUCGACCUCGAUUUCGACGAGAUGACCAAAGCUAUCAAGGGAUUUUGUGAUCUGCUCAGUGUCUCCCCCAACAUGUACGGGCUGUUUUAUUUCGGUGGUCAUGGAUACGAAGAGAAUGGAAAAACCUUCCUUGUUCCAGUUGAUGCACCAACAAAUUGGGAUUCGGAGAACUGCGUUUGUGCCGACCAAGUUUUGUCGCUGAUGCAACGCUCGAAAACCAAGUUCAACAUGAUGGUGCUUGACGUUUGCCGCCUGCCUUCUGGAAACGACUCAGAGCAAAAAGCGGGAAAGUCAUUCGAUGCGGAGUUCAUUCCCGGAAGCCAAUGUGUCAUUGCUUACGCGACAUGUCCACAGUCACAAGCGUUUGAAAGACGGACUGAUGCCAAUGGCAUUUACAUGAAGCAUUUGCUGCAGCACAUAAGAAGCGAUUUGAGAGUCGAGCAAGUGCUUUUUAACGUUCACAAAGAUGUCUCGAAGGAUUCUUCGAGAAACGUUAUCACGAAAAUAAUGUCUCCCACGAUCAACUCAUCAGCCAUUGACAGUUUUAGCUUGUGUGACCCUGUAGUCUCAGACCUAGAAAAAGAUCCUACUGAGCAAUGGUUCAAGCAUCAUAGACUACCUGCUUCGCGGAUUUUGGAAUUUGAAAAUGACAUCAAAGUUCAGCUCAGUUUUGAAUCCGUCUGCUCAAACAUUUGCAAUCUGGUUCUGCAUGUGGUUGAUGUUGGGCGGUCGUUUGAGUGUGAUGUCAAACUCCUUGAAAUCUCAAAGCCAUUGCAGAUCGAAGAACGCUACAUGAAUUACAAAACUCCAAUUAUGCUGGACGCUGUGCCGCGAAGCAACCCUGAUUCUGCGCAGCAGCCGAGAAGAGCUCUUCUGUACGAGCUAAGAACAACUUUGCCGAAUUUGCAAAAGUUGACGGGCAACGUUGCAGUGACAUUGGAAGCCGCCUAUGUUAACAUGGACAACAAAGAGCAAAAGACAAAUAAAUGUUUGAUAAUUAACAUGUCGGAAUUUGGAAUAACGUCGCUGUUCAAAUAGAGGCCGCCGGGUUACACAGAGUAUCACCCUCCUGAGACUCUGGCCUACGGUUUAUGCAGUGCAUUUCAAAUAUCAAUUAUUUCGUGUAAACAUUAGUUUUAGUGUAUAAUUAUUUUAAUAUUACUUCAAACAUAUUACUGCACUUAAAAUUUGUUAAAUCCAUACAUAAUCGAAGUGAAAACAAGCUGUGACUCUAAACCCAACCCGAAGCACAUCCUCAACUAUCGGAAACAUGUUCGGCCAUAGAGCAAGGCGCGUGAUUUAAAUUUUACAGCCACAACCAUGUUCAACAUGGCAAAUCUGCUUUAUAAAUCUUCGAUUUUCCAGCCGUUUGAAAAAUUUUUUAGAGAAUAAGUUGAGAAAUAAACUGUAUCCUAUAUAGGGCUUUCUUGCCACUAAAAUCCUUCACAGUUCCACGAUUCCAUAACGAAGAAACCGAUUUAAGUAAGACAUACAUUAACUCCAGAAAUAUUUUGAUUGGCAACUGCGAAACGAGUAAGUAACUGGCAGGAUAAAAAAUGUCGGCAGCAAGAAAGGCUUGGAGUUGUCUAGCUCUAGGUAAAAGGGUGGGAGCAGAAUACAGAAAGAUUUGGAUAAAAGAGACUACAAAAGUCAGCCAGAGAUCUGAAAGUAAAAAUACACGACCGUUGUAAAAGAAAUAUCCUUCCAAUGUAUAAAUUUAUAACUAGCAAUAUUGCACAAAACCCUUGACCUUUAGAUGAUUCGUUUAAGAUUCAACACAUUCUUUCUCAAUUCCUUUUGGUUUACUUUUGUUUCGCGAUCAAGGCCAGUGUAGCCAAAUUUGAUUUGAAAGCACUUCCACUUUUCACUGAAACAAAAUCGAAAGACAAGUCAAUCAACAGUUUUCUAACUCACAUAAUUUACAAUAUCAUAUCAUAGAAACAUCAACACAACUGCAACUUAACCUGCAAGGGCUCCAAAAGCUGAUUUUCCACUUUUCUAAGAUUUUGCACUCGUGUACUUGACAAAUCAAGGCAGUCGGUAGUGCAAUUGUUGCUGGCUUGUUUUCAUAUCACAGCCAGGUAGUGUGGUAGUCAAAGUCUAAUUAAAACCGUUAAAAAGGCCAUUUCAAUAAGAAAAAAGGCAAACAAGCCGAACCCAGACUUACCCCUCGAACCCUGGAGGAGCAACCGACUUGUUUAGUAGUUGAUUCUUUUAAAUUUCAAAUGUCGAAGCUUUUAACCCACAUAAAAAUGCAUGGCUGCUUAAUCUGUACAAUUGCGUUAGAAAGUAAUACUUGUUAAUACAUAGGAAAGAAGCAAGGUCUCACACAAUAUCGCCAAUGAAUAAUCGAAGCCUUUAGGGGAUGCAUUCUAUGAAUCAAUGCUUUCGUCUAUAUCGACUUUAGAAAUACUUAAUAAGUAUGCUAUAUUACCAGUAUUUCCUUUAACUUUGAAUUCGUCAUCGUGUAGCAUUCUCUUCGAGUUAUCCUGUUUUGUAAAUAAAAAUUGAAUUUUAAUACAGAA
Messenger RNA from Rhopilema esculentum, 3750 nucleotides. Its product is annotated as mucosa-associated lymphoid tissue lymphoma translocation protein 1. The record is from RefSeq and is a predicted model, not a curated record. Gene Ontology annotation, biological process: proteolysis. Gene Ontology annotation, molecular function: cysteine-type endopeptidase activity. Lineage: Eukaryota; Metazoa; Cnidaria; Scyphozoa; Rhizostomeae; Rhizostomatidae.